This is a messenger RNA of Paramecium octaurelia, 597 nucleotides long. Lineage: Eukaryota; Ciliophora; Oligohymenophorea; Peniculida; Parameciidae. The record is from the annotation of a GenBank genome assembly.
CUCUAAUUUAAGACUUAUCUUUAUAAAAUUGAUGAACUAUUCAAAGAUGUAAUGUACAUACAUGAUCAUGAUUCAAUAAUUGCCAUUUGCAUAGAUUCAAAUUAUAAGGAAUUUCAGAAUAUCUAGCAGUUCAAACAAAGAAUGGAUCAUCUAAUCAAACCUACUCUUUCUUAAAUAUAUUUAAAUUUUCAAUCCAUUUCCUAAGAGGAAAAUUUUUGCAAUAGAAAUCUACACACGCUAAAUCAAUGCCUAAGCAGCCUUUCUAAAUUUAUCAUAAAUAGAACACGAUGUUGAAAAAAUGGAUAAGGAUAGUUUUGAAAAUAUACACACCAUAGAGAAUAAUCAAAUAAGCAAUUCAUUCAAUGACACUUCAAUAAUAAGCCCUCUGAUGCCUGUAGUCUAAUUUCAGGAUAAGACUAGCAAAAGAAGUUGUUUUAGGGAAACCUAAAGUGAAAUUCUAAGAAGGUGGCAAGACUGUCACUAUGGAAAAGAACACUGUUAUUGUACUCUGAGAAUUGUAUUGUCAGGACAAUAUAGAAAUACGCAUACGGAUCUUAUCAUUUCUGUCUGGUUGUCUGAACUUUGGAUUUAUUGAGG